AUGAAGAGUGACUUUUCUAUGGAGUCUCCUCCUUACUUUAAAGCUGGACAAAGUGCUGAUGAAAGUAUCAGGAUCCAGCAGCAGAGACCUGGACCUGGACCUGGACCCCGCUGUGAGUCCAUGAAGAGUGACUUUUCUAUGCAGUCUCCUAUGAACUUUAAAGCUGGACAAAGUGCUGAUGAAAGCUGCUGGGAGGCUUCUGAUGGUGUGUGUGUGUGUGUGUGUGUGUGUGUGUGUGUGUGUGUGUGUGUGUGUGUGUGUGUUUUCAGGCUGUCAGGAUGUCUGGUCAGAGAGGAAGGCUGUGUUUCUCUGGCUUCAGCUCUGAGCUCCAACCCCUCCCAUCUGAGAGAGCUGGACCUGAGUAACAAUCAUCCAGGAGACUCAGGAGAGAAGCUGCUGUCUGCUGGACUGGAGGAUCCACUCUGGAGACUGGAGACACUCAGGAUGGACCAUGGUGGACUGCAGUGGUUGAAACCUGGUCUGAGGAAGUAUGCCUGUGAACUGGAGCUGGACACAAACACAGUAAACAGGAACCUCAAACUGUCUGACAACAACAGGACAGUGACAUAUGUCAGAUACGAGGAGCAGGUAUAUCCUUUUCAUCCAGAGAGGUUUGACUUCUACGUACAGCUGAUGUGUAGAGAAGCUCUGACUGGUCGCUGUUACUGGGAGGUCGAGUGGAGAGGAGUGGUUUUUAUAUCAGUAACUUACAGAGAAAUCAGCAGGAGAGGAAAGAGAGAGGACUGUGAGUUUGGAAGGAAUGAUCAGUCCUGGACUCUGGAGUGCUCUGAUGGUCGUUACUCAGUCAGGCACAAUAAGACAGGAACAUUCCUCUCCACCUCCUCCCACUCCUCCUCUGGUAGAGUAGCAGUGUAUCUGGAUCAUGCUGCUGGCUCUCUCUCCUUCUACAGAGUCUCCUCUGGCACACUGAUCCACAUCCACACCUUCAGAGCCACAUUCACUAAACCUCUCUAUGCUGGGUUCGGGACUGGGCCACAUGGUUCCUCAAUAUCUCUGGUUCCUCUGCAGGUCUGAGAGGAGAGAGGGGAGAGGAGAGAUGAGCAAGGAGAGAUAAGAGAGAGGAGAUGGAGAGAUGAGCGAGGAGA
Molecule: messenger RNA, 1106 nt
Organism: Trematomus bernacchii (emerald rockcod)
Lineage: Eukaryota; Metazoa; Chordata; Actinopteri; Perciformes; Nototheniidae
Product: stonustoxin subunit alpha-like
Exons: 6
Coding region: 1-1035 (344 amino acids)
Molecular function (GO): protein binding
Source: RefSeq, a predicted model, not a curated record